AGUGCUUUACUUUUUGUUUUGCAGUCUCCUCUAAGCCAUGACCUCAUCCUUAACCUGACUCAGGACGGGAUCAAACUGCUGUUUGAUGCUUUCAAUCAGAGACUUAAGGUGAUUGAAGUAUAUGACUUGACUAAAGUAAAGUUAAAAUAUUGUGGAGUGCAUUUUAACUCUCAGGCCAUAGCUCCCACCAUUGAGCAGAUUGACCAGUCUUUCGGUGCAACCCAUCCUGGAGUGUACAACUCCGCUGAGCAGCUCUUCCACCUCAACUUCAGAGGACUGUCUUUCUCUUUUCAAUUAGACUCAUGGACCGAGGCUCCCAAGUAUGAGCCCAAUUUUGCCCACGGUCUAGCUUCUCUCCAGAUACCCCACGGGGCGACUGUGAAACGAAUGUACAUCUACAGUGGAAACAGCCUACAGGAUACAAAGGCUCCCGUGAUGCCCCUCAGCUGUUUCCUUGGCAAUGUGUAUGCUGAGAGUGUGGAUGUUCUUCGAGAUGGAACUGGACCCUCAGGUUUACGACUUCGGCUACUUGCUGCAGGUUGUGGACCUGGCCUAUUAGCAGAUGCCAAGAUGCGGGUAUUUGAACGUUCAGUAUAUUUUGGUGAUUCCUGCCAAGAUGUUCUUAGCAUGCUUGGCUCUCCACACAAGGUCUUCUAUAAGUCAGAAGACAAGAUGAAAAUUCAUUCUCCUUCCCCUCAUAAACAAGUUCCAUCCAAGUGCAAUGACUACUUUUUUAACUACUUCACUCUUGGAGUGGUAAGUUGUGAUUCCUUAGAGAAAUGUUUCAUUUCUGUGGUGGUGGACCAUGCACCUGGGCACACCUUUGUGUCCACAUGGAGCUGUAACCAUGCCUGGCAGCAGGGAAACUAGCCCCAGCUGGCUUUGCUCAGUGCUCUUGCAUUGGUACCCUAAAGUGGGCCUUCCCUAGCACUGAGAUUGCUCAGAAACACUGGGUCCCUGGUAUGUCUUGGCUUCUUUAUUGAGGGCAACAUGCUGCUCAGGUGGAGGCCGUGGGAAUCAUUCCGGGUAACAUAGUUUGGGAUCUACCCAUUUGUAGAGCAUAGGAGCCUCUUCUGGAGUCACAAAACAGGGAGACUAAAAAAGGGUCAAAGACAGUGGGAAUGAGGGCUCCUGGGUG
Messenger RNA from Leptonychotes weddellii (Weddell seal), 1138 nucleotides. The record is from RefSeq and is a predicted model, not a curated record. NCBI's taxonomy places the organism in Eukaryota, Metazoa, Chordata, Mammalia, Carnivora, Phocidae.